AACCAGCCGCGCGUCCUCGGCGCGCUUGUUGUGAAGUGCGCGCACUCCGCGUAUCUGCGCUCCACAACACACGCAAAUGGCAGCCGCGGAUUCGGGCCGCAGCGGCGUCUUUAAACCAGCGCGUAGGACGUGAUUAGUCUGGAGCGUGUGACCCACAGAACCACAGCACAAUAUUCCUAACAGAAAAGUUCUAGAGCUUCUGUGAAAAAUGAGGCUGAGCUGUAGCGUGGACGAAUUUAAUAUUGUAACGAAACUUUUAAAAAUAAGCGGCGCCACGUAUUUGUUGUAAUUAUUAUUAUUGACGUGAGUUGCGCGGUGACAAAGUAGUAUUUUAAAAUUGAUUAUUAAUAAAAUAAUGAAAAUCAAAAUCUAUUCAUACAAACCUGGUAAAAGUUGGUAUUUGUGCAUCACUCUCCAGGAGACGUUUCUGGAGAUGAGGUGCUAAAAAUAAAAUUCAUUCUUGUGACCCACACAGUCCAAAUCUGACUUUUAAACACGUCUUAACGAAUCCUUGCUGCUACAAAUUAUGGACAUUCACUGUUAAUUUCAGCAGAGGCGAAACUCGAGUUGAACUGGGUUCAUCGGUCUCCACGUUCCUGUCAUGCGCUAUUCACAGAAAAGCUCCAGUUCUGUGGGCUCCAAAACCAGUAAGAGACAUUUAGAAGUGAAAGAGGCAUCUGCGUUAAAUGUGUGUGAAAAAUGCAUCACUGUAAAACGUCUGGACCAAAGCAGGCUGUGAAGUUGAAUUUCCAAAACACAACUUUAAAUUUAUUUCCCAAUCACAAAGGCUGCACUUCGCUUUUCCUCACUCGUUCCUUUUCGGCCGCACAGCGGGAGUCUGUCCGUCCCAGUCAGACCUCUGGUCCUGCGCGUCCGCGGUUCCGCUGCACGUCCACACCGUUUCAGCCCCUCGCGGUUCCGAGGCUGGCGGAACACAACGGGAGAACCACACCGUGGAGCGGAGCAGAGCUGGAGGAACGGGAUCUGGAUCCGAGUUCGCUUUCUGCGGAGGUCACGGCUGCAGACCCCGGAAGAAUGCGAUGCGUGAGUCCCACGUUAAAACGGCCCCGCACGGAGACAAUGCGGGCGCAACGAGGCGCGACGCAGCCGAGAACGAGGCCCGAACUUCCUCCCCGUUAAACGGUUAAACGGCACGUUAAACGGCGACGCGUCCGCACCGCGCGUCUCGGGCCGCUCGUGGUUAAAGCUGAACCGGUGCCGCCGCGGAGCUCGUGCUGUGACGUUCCGCGCGCGUGUGAACGGAGGGUACGGGAGGACAGGCGCGCGGCGGCGGCCUGGAGGCGGCUGAUAGACGGCGCUCAGGGAGUUCCCCGCGUCCAGAGCCGCGCUGCACCUCAGAUAAGCGCGUGCGGCCGCAGAUAAGCAGCGACGAGCACCACGCGUUAAAAAGCAAAGACGCGCUUCUCGCGUGCUGCUUUUGGAGAGGACGCGCAGCGACUUUAAUUGUUUUACGCGUCCACUCGCUCCUCUAGUUUCUAACUACCCGGUUCGACGGAUUCUCCCAGCGCCGGUUCGGACCGGCCCACGGCGGCCUUGGCACCAACCAGUCGUUUAUUGUCUGGACCGUCGCCCUGUGUCUGUUGAAAACCAGUCCGCUGUCCUGCGGCAUUUUGUUUUGAGCAGGUGCUGCGGGUGGAGGUUCCCUCAUAAGGAUGAUGUCUUCCAUGCAGGCAACCCCUCCCUUCCACCCACCGCCCGAAGAAGCGGAGCCGCUGGAUCGGGACGCUGCCUCCUGGGCCGGUGACGAGCGGGACGGCCCUAAGGAGACGCAGAGUCCCUCGUCGCCCGAGCGGCCCCGCUCCGAGGAGCUGCAGCCGGUCAGAGAGAAGCGGGGCGAUGCCGACUGGGAGAAGCUGGGCCCGGCUGCGCUGGACAAUGAGGGCGGCAAAGGCUGCUCCGUCUACUCGUACCGGACCAACUCCACCUCUCCGUCCAAGCCCGACGAGGGUUUCAGGGAGCGCGGGGACCCGGGCAUCGGCCUGGCCUUCGGGACGCCGGAGCGCCGCAAAGGCAGCCUGGCCGACGUGGUGGACACGCUGAAGCAGAAGAAGCUGGUGGAGCUGACCAAGACGGAGCAGGAAGAGUGGUCGUGCAUGGACCGGCUGCUGUCCAGGGACUGGAAGGAGCGCGUGGACCGGCUCAACGCCAGCGAGCUGCUGGGCGACGUCCAAGGUACGGCCGAGUCUCUGGAGGAGAAGGAGCGCCAGCUGUCCACCAUGAUCGGGCAGCUGAUCAGUCUGAGGGAGCAGCUCCUCGCCGCCCACGACGAGCAGAAGAAGAUGGCGGCGUCGCAGCUGGAGAAGCAGCGGCAGCAGAUGGAGCUGGCCCGGCAGCAGCAGGAGCAGAUCGCCAGACAACAGCAGCAGCUCCUGCAGCAGCAGCACAAGAUCAACAUCCUCCAGCAGCAGAUCCAGGUCCAGGGCCACAUGCCUCCUCUGAUGAUCCCCGUGUUUCCCCACGACCAGCGGUCGCUGGCGGCCGCCGCCGCCGCCCAGCAGGGCUUCCUGUUCCCUCCAGGCAUGUCCUACAAGCCAGGUGAGAAUUACCCCAUGCAGUUCAUUCCUUCCACAAUGGCAGCUGCAGCGGCGUCUGGACUCAGCCCCUUACAACUCCAGCUGUAUGCCGCCCAGCUGGCAAGCAUGCAGAUCUCACCCGGAGCCAAGAUGGCGCCCAUGCCGCAGGCUCCCGCCUCCUCCGGCCCCCUCUCCCCCUCUGCCCUGAAGAGCGAGAAGCGAGCGUGCAGCCCCGUGGCGCAGGUGAAGGAGGAGGCGUCCACGCAGCCUCUCAACCUCUCAUCCAGACCCAAGACGGCCGAGCCGCUCCGAUCCCCCGCCUCCCCCACGCACAGCAUGUUCCCCGGAAGCAAGAGCAGCCCCUCGGGCCUGGGCCCGGGCCCGGGCAAGGGCCGCGGCCCCAGCCCCGUCCCCAGCCUGGGCCGGAACGCGUCUCUGGACAUCCUGUCCAGCCUCAACUCCACGGCGCUGUUCGCGGACCAGGACGCGGUGAUGAAGGCCAUCCAGGAGGCGCGGAGCCUGAGGGAGCAGAUCCAGAGGGAGCAGCAGCAGCAGCCGACGGGCCAGAGCCUGGAGGCCAAGCUGUCGGCGCUCAGCGGCAUGAGCCUCAACAACGGCAACAAGGAGCGGCUGCACUACGAGACGCUGAGCCAGCACCUGGGGAAGCUGGGCGACGACGCCGGGAAGAUGGUGCAUCGAGUCAUCGACCUGACGAGGCCAGAGGACCUGGACGGCAGCAGCGUCGCCGAGGCGCGAGUCUUCAGGGAGUCGCGGGGCAGAAGCAGCAACGAGCCGCACAUCAAGAGGCCCAUGAACGCCUUCAUGGUGUGGGCCAAGGACGAGCGGAGGAAGAUCCUGCAGACCUUCCCCGACAUGCACAACUCCAACAUCAGCAAGAUCCUGGGCUCGCGCUGGAAGGCCAUGAGCAACCAGGAGAAGCAGCCCUACUACGAGGAGCAGGCCCGUCUGAGCAAGAUCCACCUGGAGAAGUACCCCAACUACAAGUACAAGCCGCGGCCCAAGAGAACCUGCAUCAUCGACGGGAAGAAGCUGCGCAUCGGCGAGUACAAGCAGAUGAUGCGUCUGCGGCGUCAGGAGAUGAGGCAGUUCUUCGUGGGGCCUCAGCCUCCGAUCCCUCUCAGCGGCAGCCCGGGCGGCGUGGGAGUUUACCCAGGCGCCAUCUCCAUGGCAACGGCGGCCAUGCCGUCCCCGCACCUCACCUCAGACUGCUCCAGCAACUCGGCCAGCCCCGAGCCCGCCAUCCCCGUGAUCCAGAGCACCUACGGCCUGAAGUCGGAGCGCAGCAACGGCGGCGCCGGCGCCGGCGACCCGGCCGUCGGGGACGACGACAUGGACAUGUACGAGGACUUUGAAGACGAGCCCAAGUCAGACUACAGCAGCGACCACGAGACGCAGGAGGCCGUCGGCGCCAACUGAGCAUGAGAAACCGCUGUUCUACUCAGAGAUUCUCUUAAACACAGCUUAUCACAGCCGACUCUGAGCGCGCUCAGACCGGCUCCGCCCCUCGGACAGCAGGAGGCUGACGCCUGGUGGGAAACGAGACUCAGACUGGACUUCCUUCACUCCGACAAUCUGAAAGGGCCGAGCGUGCGUGGUGUCUUCAACAGCUACUUGGUCUUAAGUGUUUCAGGAGUGAUUUGGUUUCUCUUAUUAUUACGCAUUUACUUUCUUCUCCUUUCGACCGUCUGACAGCUCACUGCCUGGACAAAACGACUGUCAGAACUUGAAAUUUGAAAGUUUUAAUAUAAAUCCUAGCUCUUGUAAUCUUAUAGUCUUAAUUUGGUUUCUUACGUUUUUGUUUUUUUCUUUCAUUACAUUACUGUUUUUUAAGAUCCCAGCUCAGGUAUGAUGUGCCAGCUUGUGAAUGUGUUGUUUUCUUUCUUUGUUUUGAUUGUUUUCAUACAAAAGAAGUGACUGUCAAUGAAAUAAAGGGAGCAAGGUCCCUUAUUAUUAUUAUUAUUAUUAUUAUUAUUAUUAUUAUUAUUAUUAUUAUUAUUAUUAUUAUUAUUAUUAUUAUUAUUAUUAUUAUUAUGGAGUCAGUGAGUCAGAAGGUUCCCUGACAUUGUACAGAUUUACUUCAGAUGUGCCAAACCUGCGUCACAUUCACUCUGGAUGUCUAGUCUUAACUUCCGAUGCUGCAGAAAGUCUUAUCCAAUCAGCUUCUCCGUCUGAUGAGUUGCGUUCCUGCCUAGUUAGCGCUGAACCCAGACGCUCAUCCGCCCUUCAGUCCCGCUGCUCUGGUGCUUUCAUUGCACACAGCUCCUCAAGGCCAAACACGAGAACGUCCCCACGAGGAGCAUUUCUAGUUCACUGUAUUUGAAUCGGUACAAGAUGUUACUAUUUUUAAUAGCUUGUUAAUAUUUGUAACUGUCUUCUCGGCUUCACGUGGAAAAGAAACACCAAACUUAAAACAUGAAUUUGUAUAAUUGAGCCUGUUCUUUUCAAAAAGGGUCCUUUUCUACGUGCCAUGUAUAUUUUGAAGAUGCUAAAUUAUUGGGCGAGGGUUGAGGUGGAGACCAGCCACUCAGCGUCUCCGUCAGAGCACACGUCCCGCUCCGGACGCUUUUCCCGUUUUACAUUCUUUCUUUACAUCCAUUGCGUGAUUCUUUUUCUUCGACCCGUUUCCAUUUUGUGACCUGGUGCUUUCUGGGUGUGCAGCUGUUCCACGGUUUGCUCUUCACCGUUUCUACACAAGCUGGGACUGAACAAGGCCUCAGACGUUUCCUUUCGUGUCCACAUCCUAAGCACUGGAUAGAAACUCUUUGUUUUUUUAGUAUGGACUAAUGUGAAGUUGUUUGAGUUUGAACAGUCACAUGCUGCGUGUCCUUGGUGCCAGACGCUCUCAGAAGCUCGUCGUCCCCUCCGCUCUCCCUGAAGGUAACCUCAUCCGCUGUGGCCCGCGGAGUCCUGGUCACACACCUUUCUGUGAUGAGUAUUGUAUUUGAAUUUCAAUUGUGCGUUUUAACAUUUCAUUGUAUUUAUUAGCCGCUUUGGCUCUAAAACGUGUCAGUACAACUUGGUGAGAAAGACAAUCAAGAAAAAAAAACAAUAAACAAAUAAAAACAUGAAACCUGA
Messenger RNA from Betta splendens (Siamese fighting fish), 5630 nucleotides. Its product is annotated as transcription factor SOX-6-like. Gene Ontology annotation, cellular component: nucleus. Gene Ontology annotation, molecular function: RNA polymerase II cis-regulatory region sequence-specific DNA binding; DNA-binding transcription factor activity, RNA polymerase II-specific. Lineage: Eukaryota; Metazoa; Chordata; Actinopteri; Anabantiformes; Osphronemidae. The transcript is spliced from 15 exons. The record is from RefSeq and is a predicted model, not a curated record. Gene Ontology annotation, biological process: cell fate commitment; regulation of transcription by RNA polymerase II; positive regulation of chondrocyte differentiation. Bases 1674 to 3971 code for a protein of 765 amino acids.